AUGCCACAAAACUUUCAACAACCCGUAAAAGCAAAAGCUGACUCUAUGGGGAUGAUUCAGGGUUAUAAUUACAACAAUGUGUAUGCUCCAUCGACUGCUAACUUCAACGACAUCUACACGAACACUCUCCAGCUCUCAGAGGAUUCUGCCACUACCACUAUUAAAGACGAAGAUUUCUACAUAACCGGUGCCUCUUUAGUAGAAUUCCAUUCAGAGAAAUUUGAAACCUCAUCUUCAUCGUCACCUUCAAAACACACAAGAUAUUCUGAUUAUUCCAACAAGGUACAGAUUAAUGGAAAAAGAGAGUCUUUACCCUCGCACAGUGCAAUGACGCCUUCAGAAGUUGAUGUUGAUAGUUACGUUAAAGUAAUACCUAUUAAAUAUAAAAGAAUGAACUAUCAACGAGGAGUAUUAGAUCUUCUCUUUCCACCAACAAGAGUGCGGACUUUCAAAAACGUUUUUGAUACUGUCAAGAAACUGCUCUCUCACACAUUUCGUAAAUGA
Molecule: messenger RNA, 504 nt
Organism: Achroia grisella
Lineage: Eukaryota; Metazoa; Arthropoda; Insecta; Lepidoptera; Pyralidae
Exons: 2
Coding region: 1-504 (167 amino acids)
Source: RefSeq, a predicted model, not a curated record